AACCAGACUUCUGCUCUAGUGAUUUGUUGAAAAUAUCAUACGUCACUCUCUCAAAGAUCGGAACCGGAGGUGGUCAUUGGAAAUAUUGCACCACGUUAGGUGUACCCAACCAUGGAGUCAACGGAUAAGAACGAAGCUAUAAAGCUCUUUGUGGGGAACCUGGCUUUGGACACCUCUCAGGAGGACCUGACACAGCUCUUUGGGCCAUAUGGACAGGUGGUCACCUGCAGUGUACUCCGGCAGUUUGCCUUCAUCCAUCUUCAGGGAGAUGGUGCUGCUGAUCUAGCCAUAAGGGAACUGAAUGGACGGGAGUUCCGUGGCCGCAACCUGGUGGUUGAAGAGUCCCGCGGAAGGCCCAUGCAUUCCACCAAGGUCUUUGUGGGGAAUCUCAGUGCCAUGUGUUCUGCUGAGGACCUGCAAGAGCUCUUUCAGACCUUUGGGAAAGUUCUGGAGUGUGAUAAGGUCAAAGCGAGGCUCUCCUCCUCUGCGGGGUAUGCCUUUGUACACAUGGAGCGGAAGGAGGAUGCAGUGCAGGCUAUUGAGGCUCUCCAUGGGACCACCUUCAAAGGCCGACCGCUCUCUGUGGAGCUCUCCAAUGUGCAGCCCAGUAAUCCCACCACGACUACAGCAAAGGCCCCCAUCAUGAGUCACUAUGCCACUGAAAGCCCCUCCAUCAACCCUCAUAUGGAGCACCACCAGAGUCAGGCUGCUGUACUGGCUGCUGCCGUUGCUGCAGCUGCAGGUCUGCCUCUUCAGGUGCAGCAGAGCUUGCACAACUCUGUCUACAACACAACAAGCUUUGAUCCCACAUACGCUGCGCUAAAGGGCAUGACGGCAGCCAGCGCCACAGAUGGUACUCCAGUGAGCCCUGCGGUCUACGGUGCCCUCGCCAGCCAGGUGUACGGCUCUGUAGCGGAUCAGGUAUACGACUCUAUAGCCAACCAGGCCGCCAGCUAUCAGAAUUCAGCCACAUCGGACGCAGAAGGCUACGGUAACCAGUAUGACCCCACAGCUGGAGAGGCACCGUCAGCCCAGGCUGCUGUCAACCCGGCCUAUGGCGGAGCCUCGGCCCUCUACAACGCCAGCUCAGCCUAUGGCUCCAUGGGGGGUGCAGAACCCACUGCCCAGGCCAUCUUUGAGGCAGCACGGGCCCGCUUCUUCCAGCAGGGCCAGCAGGUUCUAGCGGAGCAGCAGAUGGGGACUAAGUCAGGGGACAGGGACCGCAGCCCAGUACGCCGCUCCACCCCACUGCUGCCUGACCCUGUGCCCCAGCCCUUCCCCCAGCCACGCCCCAAACGCCGCGCCCUCCUCCCAACGCCACCCGGCCGACCAGAGGACCCUGCUGCUGAUAGAGACCCCAUUGCCAGAUGCUAUGCAGAGUACUAUCAGCAGGUCCAGCAGUACCAACAGUACCAGCAGUACCAACAACAGUACCAGCAGUACCAAUAUGGCUACCCUCCUCCAGCCCCGACCCAGAUGCCCCCCACAAUGCCCAACUACCAGAUGCCAAUGCAGGCCCCGCCACCAACAGAGGCCCACACCCUGGAAGCGCCUGCUACCUACGCCCCAGCUAGAGCGUAUGAUCCGCCUCCAUCACACAAGGAGCCCCUCCUCCGCCGCCCUGACUACUCCCACAUGCCAGAGCACCGAUAACCCUUUACAUUGCAGUGUGAAUGUGUGUGUGUGUGUGUGAAUGUGUGGGUUUUGAGUGAUGUAGUUGUGGUCCAAAUGUGCAUCACUGCAAGUUUGCCCAUUUAUAAUUCCCCUGUUUUGCAUCUUCUCUUUUCUAAACACAAUUCUGACUAGUUGAUUUUUCACUUUAUAGUAUGCCUGGUUUUGCUUUGAUAGUAACGCUGCCCCAUAACGCAGUAAUCUAUAUUGUGAAGUCGUUAUGGUUUUAAGGAAGUGUAUGGUUGUGAUGCGUACUGGGGGCUCUGUAAUGACAGCUCUUCCUUACACAUCCCCGUCCCAUAAUCUGUCAAAUAUGCGAGAAUAUGAAUCCAUACCAGAGGAGUGCCUUGUUAAAAGCCUAGUUGAAAUAUAUUGUGUAAAAUAAAUGUGUAUAUUUUUGAGCGAUGAAGGAAGCACCCAAAUCGAUCCAUACAUUUUUUUAAACAGAGCCUUGCCUCUGUCCUCAAGGUGACUUUAGCUCAUCCAAAUUAGCCAUUAGUUCACAUACACUACAUGUCCAAAAGUAUAUGGACAGCCCUUCAAAUUAGUGGAGUCGGCUAUUUUAGCCACACCCGUUGUGGACAGGUGUAUAAUGGCUCAGUCGCGAAGUGGUAGUCAACGCAAGCUCACAGAAUAGGACUGCCGACUGCUGAAUCGCGUAAAAAUCAUCUGUCCUCGGUUGCUACACCCACUACCGAGUUCCAAACUUCCUCAGGAAGCAACGUCAGCACAAUAACUGUUUCUUCAGGAGCUUCAUGAAAUGGGUUUCCAUGGCCGAGCAGCCGCACGCAAACAUAAGAUCACCAUGCGCAAUUCCAAGCGUUGGCUUGAGUGGUGUAAAGCUCACCGCCAUUGGACUCUGGAGCAGUGGAAACACGUCCAGAUGAUGAAUCAGGCUUCACCAUCUGGCAGUCCAACGGACAAAUCUGGGUUUGGCGGAUGCCAGGGGAACGCUACUUGCUCAAAUGGUGGAGGAGGAAUAUUAGUCUGGGCUGUUUUUCAUGGUUCCGGCUAGGUCCCUUAUUUCCAGUGACAUCUUAAAGCUACAGCAUACAAUGACAUUCUAGAUUAUUCUGUGCUUCCAACUUUGUGGCAAAAGUUUGGGGAAGGCCUUUUCUUGUUUCAGCAUGACAAAGCUCCGUGUGCACAAAGCAAGGUCCAUACAGUAAUGGUUUGUCGAGAUCAAUUCUGUGCUUCCAACUUUGUGGCAAUAGUUUGGGGAAGGCCCUUUCCUGUUUCAGCAUGACAAAGCUCCCUGUGCACAAAGCGAGUUCCAUACAGUCAGAGCCCUAACCUUAACCCAUCCCUUUGGGAUGUUGGCCUAAUCGCCCAACAUCAGUGCCCGACCUCACUAAUGUCUUGUGGCUGAAUUAGAAGCAACAUCUACUGGAAAUCCUUUCCAGAAGAGUGGAGGCUGUUAUAGCAGCAAAGGGGGGACCAACUCCAUAUUAAUACCCAUGAUUUUGGGUAUCCACAUACUUUUGGCCAUGUAGUGUAUAUAGUUUAGAGCUUAAUUUUUCCAUUGGCCAGAUUUUGUUUUUUAAAUUUAUAUUGCCUUCAACGAAGACCUUGAUAUGAAAAGUCACUGUUCCAAUAUGUUCCAGCGUAUGUAGAUCUUUGGUUAAUAAAAUGGUUAAAGGUUUUAGAGCUUGUGUUUAGAAAAAAAAAAUAGAAAAAAAUGUAAAGCAAGGGGCAAAGUAUCUUACAUGUAGGCUAAUUUGGACAUGAGGACCAGUGUGACUGUAUGUGUGGACACUUGUGAACAUUCUAGGGGAUCAAUUUAAGCAUGAUGCCUUCACUUUUUAUACCAAUCACAGGAAUACACAUUCACACCUCAGUCAUCAAACUUUCUCUCCAUAAUGUCUGGGGCUUUGGGAGCGAGACCCAGGCGCUUUGCUGCAACAACAUUACACGUCUGCUGGAGUGCAAAACUCACUUUUCUCUGGCCUCUGGGAAUGUAGUCCUUCCCCACGUCUCACAUGACCUCCCGUUGGAACUGAUCAAAUGUAUCAGAUAGAAAUCCAACCAAGCAAACCACUUUAAGAUUAGACAGGCUAGCUUUAAACUCGCAUUUUCUGGGGAACUCGUUUUUUUAUUUGCAGACAGUGAUGCAUGAAUGCUUUCUAUUAUUAUACCAUGAAUACUAGCCUAGUGACUUAACUGGUUUCACCUCUGUUUGGUUUAAAUGGAAAUGUGGAAAGCUCUGCUGGUGGCAAGUGCAUGCAGAGGGCUUCCUUUAAGCAUACCUUUCAGGAUCUGAGGGUAAUCAACUGCCAUUUUGGGCCUCACCUUUUCUCCAAAGGACAAAAACUAGUGGGCUUUUCACACACAGUACAUUGUGUGGUUUGACCUUGUUCAGGACAAACAUUUUCCUUUUCUUUGUUUUCUUUUGGUUUAAGUGAACUUCCUGUGCGAUCCUGAUCAUAAUAUUCUGUGAGAGUAUUUACUUCAAUUGGACCAUCAAAUUAACGAAUUGUCUUAAAUGGAGCCAUUAGGCUCUCCAGGUUUGAUGGAAACUUAUUGGUUUCUAUUAUUCAGUAUGUAACCUAUUGAAACCUUAAGCCUCAAGCUUAAGUAAUAAAAGUAGGAGUGACUUGGUUUGAGAAUAAAACAACAUGCGGCUGUAUUUUUUUAUAAUUUAAAAUAGGAAAUGUUUUCCCUAUCGGGUUAAUUAUUAGACAUGCGAUUAAACAUGAUAUUAAAUCGUUUCCAUGUUUUUUUUCCAAAGGAUUUACUAAUUAUUUCAACCUUUCACGUCUGAAGGGAAACACUUUAAACAAAGAUUAUCCCAUUCCUGUGAACUAUGACAAGAUCAUUUCAAACAGUUCUCAAUUGGGCUCUAUCACUUGGUCUCAGCCUAGCUCUUCAUUACACCUACCUCAGAACAUGCCACAAACCUCAUGGCGAUGUUUGUUAGUUUGUCGCCGUGGGUGUCAGAAGAACAGUUGAAGGCGAUCAUAUCAUUAGAAUGAGAAAUGUUUGUCGCCUUGCUGCGUCACAGUAUUUGGAUGUAGAAGUGAGCUGUAGACUACAGUUGGUUAUGGAUUGGUUUUAAUUUCUGAUAGGAACAUUUUUAAUCGUUAUCUCAUUCUUUCUGGUUACCAUGAUAACAUGCACCUGCUUAUUGCACGUAUAUUCGUUGAUAUGGCUUUCUGUGAUGUUUUAAAACUGUAGUGCAUGACAUUGUUACUGUUAUUGCUCUUCCAGCUACGUUUUCCCUUCUCGCUAAUUAUUACAGCUAAAAUGGCUCCUGGGUCCCUGGACGCCAUGUUGUGUGUGACGGGGGAAGAAAAUUAGUCGCGCAAUGCCGUGGACGCAGUCCCCACAAAGGUAAAGCCCUCUGCCCCCGACCACGCCUGCACUUCGACCAUACACUUCCCUCAUUGACCCCACUCCUCCUUCACAACGAGGCACCCCAUUUUAUUAUUUAUUUGAGGUCUGUGAUGCUGGAAGCCCAACAAACUAUCACAAGACAACUAGUUUACAAGAACCCAGGGCCUGAAUGUCUGGGCUUGUCCAAUGGGUUAGUGAGGCCACACUCCCCUCAUUGUAGUUGUAGUACUGCUACUAGUAUGGUUGAUAAGGGUAAUCCCCACAAGGCACAUACACUAUUGAGCCUUUUGCAGACCCAACUGAUCUGGGUUGACGCUAGAUGUGCCUGUAAAAUAGUCCAGUCAUGGCUCUAUCUGAGGCCAUCUUCCUUUUUCCGAAAUUAGACGACCCCCAUCAACAUUAGUCAUGGAUUUUUCUUAUUUUCUUUAAUUCUAUUGAUGUUUUUAAAGGAAUAAUUUUGCCAAAUUGAAAUGAAUCACACUGUAUAUUGUCAUUAAAUUAAUCUUCAAUUAAUCACAGAAAUGGGUUUUAAACCUGUACUCAAAACAGAUUUAAGAAACUUAAGUUAUUGUAAUUAAGGGUGGUCAGAUUGGGGAAUGCUGGAGUUGUUGCGUAUGCUUGUGUUGUGGCAUAUUUUUCUGAGGUAUUUCCAGUGAGACAAGAUGUGCAUUCACGCUCAAAACUGAGGCGUUCCAGCUGUGCUUUGAACGGCUAAGGACGCAGUGGUACGCAAAAGGCCAGAUGAACGGAGGGAGGGAGGUAGGGCUAUCGACCUCUGUCCCACGCAUGCUGGGUGAGUAACCAAUGCACCACUGCCCCGCUCAAAUUCACCUACCCCCCUUCAAUCUGCAGCACAACGCCCAAACCCUCUCACUCUGAUCCCAUAACCAGUAUAUCUACAGGCCUACAACACCCCGAGAACAUUCCACAGCUGCGUUAGCUUAGAAGAUAUGGAUGUCAAGAGGACAACAUUCAGUAUUCUACGUUCCCUGUCUAGUUUAAGUAAAUUGUACAUAUCCUAAUCACCCUGUUAAAUUGUCUGAUUACAAUUUUCAAACAUUGAUUGGGAACCUUAAUGUAAUCAUGUGGUUGAUUUAAGAUAUAUUAGGCUGUUUUUACACAGGCAGCCCAAUUUGGAUCUUUUGCCAAUAAUUGGGCAGAAGAUCAGAAUUGGGCUGCCUGUGUAAAUGCAGCCAAACACCAAAAUUCCACCAUAUUGUUUUUGUUAAGUUUGUAUUGCUGUGUUUAUUGAGGACUUCAGUGGCCUCCCUCAAUGAAUGAGAGCUGGACUAUAUCGGCCUACGAUACACCGUGCACGGUUUCAAUCAAAGUCCCCUUACCUAUCUGUCACGUUAUCGUUUCCAAUUGGCACUAAUCGUAUCACUACUCAACAAUUUUUCUUCCAGUUUCCCAAUCUUUCGUCCAUUGGAAUUCCUGACAUUUUUACAGAGACUUGUUUGAACGCAUGUGGAUUAGGACUGAAAACUAUAUGUAAGACCAAGCUUUAUGAGAAAUCAGGGAAAAUACUGUACAUCUGUAGAUUACUGUUAUUUGUCCAUUACAGAAAAUUAAAGACAGAUUGCAGAACCAUUUAUUGAAAGAUAUCGAAAUGAAUCACCUGAUUCUUAAUUGAGAAUUUGUUUUAAUUUGUAGCUGUCAAAUUCAUUUCAAUGAAGACACGUUGUUCUUUGUAAGUCUCAAUAAAUGACAUUGAAACAA
Oncorhynchus nerka (sockeye salmon) is the source of this 6723-nucleotide messenger RNA. Its product is annotated as RNA-binding protein 4-like. Gene Ontology annotation, molecular function: mRNA binding. The record is from RefSeq and is a predicted model, not a curated record. The transcript has 4 exons. Bases 112 to 1653 code for a protein of 513 amino acids. Gene Ontology annotation, cellular component: nucleus. NCBI's taxonomy places the organism in Eukaryota, Metazoa, Chordata, Actinopteri, Salmoniformes, Salmonidae.